AUGAGAGGAGAAAAUAGUUAAAGUCAGUCGACCUGAAAAUUUGCAGAGAUGAAUGAAAGAGAUGGAUAGAUAGAAAACCAAACUGAUUACAUUUCUAGAGAGAGAAGAUACUUCAUUCAAAGAGAGAGAGGAGAGAUCCGAGUCAAGUAACGAGUUGGGAGGAAGGUUGAGUCGACUCAUGGUGUGGAUGCGAUUCACUGUUUCAAAGAUUAAGAUCGUGACCCGUCGGAUCGGGUAUCUUGAAAUUGACGUUAACCGUUCGAUUUAACCCCCCCCCCUCUCGCUCUUUAAAGUUCCAACUUUUAACUGUCUUUUUAAGUGAAAUUGAAAGAGAAAGAAAGACCUAAUCGAUCGGGUCGGCUUGCUUAUAUUUGUUUGGAUGCUGCUUCUGCUUCCUCAGAUUUCAUCUCUGUGGAAGCUUUAACUCGUCCAAAUGGAAAUAAGGAUAGCAAAAUGGAAGGAUUUUGGGCAAUGGCUAAGACGUUAAAGAUUGCCGAUGUUGUCAGUAGCUUCGAUUUGAUUUCGCAGUAGUUAGUUUUGAAGUUGGAUAGUGAAGCUUAAAAGCCCUAAACUUGGCAGUUUUUGAAACCUUGGGGGAGAAAAAGGAAUCUCUUAAAAGAUAUUAUUUUGGGAAAUUUGAGAUGGAGGUGUUUUGUUAGUUUUUAUGUUUUUAGUAUUAGGGUUAUUAAAGAUGGAGGUAAUCAUAGCUUAGGGAUAGAAACUGAAAGAGUAUAGUACAAUGGAGGAUUUUUCCAAGUAUGCCCAUAGUCCUGCCCAUUUAGCUGUUGCCCGACGAGACCAUGCUGGGCUUAGGCGCAUUAUCUCGACUCUCCCUCGGCUUGCCAAGGCUGGCGAGGUUAAUACUGAAGCUGAAUCUCUUGAGGCUGAGCUCCAGGCUGAUGCUGUCUCAGCUGUCAUAGACCGUCGUGAUGUCCCAGGUAGGGAAACUCCGCUGCAUUUAGCAGUGCGGUUUCGAGAUCCGAUCUUGGCAGAGAUUUUGAUGGCAGCUGGAGCUGACUGGAGUCUUCAGAAUGAGCAUGGAUGGAGUGCUUUGCAAGAAGCGGUAUGCACAAGGGAAGAAGCAAUUGCUAUGAUCAUUGCACGACAUUACCAGCCACUUGCCUGGGCAAAAUGGUGUCGUAGGCUUCCCAGGAUUGUUGCCUCAGCAUCUCGUAUCCGUGACUUCUACAUGGAGAUUACUUUUCAUUUUGAAAGUUCUGUCAUUCCAUUUAUUGGUCGCAUUGCGCCAUCAGACACUUACCGCAUUUGGAAGCGAGGUUCAAAUCUCCGUGCUGAUAUGACACUUGCUGGAUUUGAUGGGUUCCGUAUUCAAAGGUCAGACCAGACAUUUCUGUUUCUAGGGGAAGGCUACACUUCUGAGGAUGAGAAUCUUUCUCUUCCUCCAGGGUCUUUGGUUGUUCUAUCUCACAAGGAAAAAGAAGUUACAAAUGCUCUGGAGGGGGCUGGUCAACAACCAACAGAAUCAGAAGUUGCUCAUGAAGUAGCAUUGAUGUCUCAAACUAACAUGUAUAGGCCUGGUAUCGAUGUUACUCAGGCUGAGCUUGUUCCUCAUUUGAACUGGAGGCGACAAGAGAGAAGUGAGAUGGUUGGGAACUGGAAGGCUAAAGUUUAUGAUAUGCUUCAUGUGACAGUGAGUGUGAAGUCAAGAAGUGUUCCUGGUGCAAUGACUGAUGAAGAGCUUUUUUCUGUGGAUGAUGAAGAAAGGAUGGCAAAAGGUGGUGAUAAUGAUGAGUAUGAUGAUGUAUUAACAGCUGAGGAACGGAUGCAGCUGGAUUCGGCACUUUGUUUGGGAAAUUCAGAUGGUCUUUGUGAUGAUGAUGAGCAUGGUGUCAUUGAGUGCAAAGAAAAUGGUUCGGGAGCUUCCUAUGAAGAUUGUGAAUCAAAUGGUGUUGCUAAGGAUAAGAAGGGUUGGUUUGGCUGGAAUAAGAAAGGUUCAAAGAAUAGUGAUGAUCCUGAGGAUUCAAAGAUUUUGAAGAAGUUCUCAAAAUUGGCCCCUGAAGGUAGCAAUCAGAGACAUGCUGAUAGCCACAAAUCAUCUUCAGAAAUUUCAAAGGAAGAUGCUGUGGAUGGCAAGAAGAGUAAAGAUAAAGGCAGCAAAAAGAAGAAGAAGAAGGGGGCCCCUAGUGAUGCUAAACAUGAGAGUGAGUACAAAAAGGGCUUAAGACCUGUUUUGUGGUUAACACCUGAUUUCCCUUUAAAGACAGAGGAACUCUUGCCUUUACUUGACAUAUUAGCCAACAAGGUCAAGGCUAUAAGAAGACUAAGAGAGCUUUUGACAACUAAACUGCCAUUGGGUACAUUUCCAGUCAAGGUUGCCAUCCCGAUUGUCCCAACUAUUCGGGUCCUUGUCACUUUCACGAAAUUUGAGGAGCUUCAACCUGUGGAGGAAUUCUCAACACCUCUUUCCAGCCCAGCCCAUUUCCAGGAUUCCAAGUCAAAAGAGCCAGAGGGAUCAACAUCAUGGAUUUCAUGGAUGAGAGGGACACGUGGAGGCCAGCCAAGUGAUGGCGAGAGUCAUCGGUAUAAGGAUGAGGUUGAUCCUUUCCACAUACCCUCCCACUAUACUUGGGUCGAUGCCAAUGAGAAAAAACGUCGUAUAAAAGCCAAAAAAGCAAAAAGCAAGAAGCACAAAAGGCAGACAACAGCGGCCAAAGGUGGGGACGGAGGCCAGCAGGUGAAUGAAGAGGUGGAAGAGUAAUUUUACACGGUCCAUUUUAUUUCACCCCUUCAAUGGCAUCUGAUGGAGAAAAAGGUAAGGCACCUCCCUGUACCCAUUCCUGAAUUGCAUUUUGGGAAUUUGAUGUGCAGAAUGAUUAUGAAGAGCCUUGUCUUCUUGUGUUGUUGUAUUGUUAUGUGAUGUGGAAUUGGAGAGGGGCAUGAUCUGCCCAUUUGAUUUCUUUAAAUAGCUUGUUCCAAAUUCUAAAUUUUCUUGGACAUAAAAAAUCUUUGUAUCUAAGUCAUUGAUCAUCAAGUUUUCAUUUA
Gossypium raimondii (Peruvian cotton) is the source of this 3003-nucleotide messenger RNA. RefSeq lists its product as uncharacterized. Gene Ontology annotation, molecular function: protein binding. The record is from RefSeq and is a predicted model, not a curated record. Gene Ontology annotation, cellular component: cytoplasm. The coding region runs from base 740 to 2719 and encodes 659 amino acids. The transcript is spliced from 3 exons. NCBI's taxonomy places the organism in Eukaryota, Viridiplantae, Streptophyta, Magnoliopsida, Malvales, Malvaceae.